Molecule: messenger RNA, 663 nt
Organism: Brachypodium distachyon (stiff brome)
Lineage: Eukaryota; Viridiplantae; Streptophyta; Magnoliopsida; Poales; Poaceae
Product: vacuolar iron transporter homolog 4
Exons: 1
Coding region: 1-663 (220 amino acids)
Biological process (GO): intracellular manganese ion homeostasis
Cellular component (GO): membrane
Molecular function (GO): iron ion transmembrane transporter activity; manganese ion transmembrane transporter activity
Source: RefSeq, a predicted model, not a curated record
AUGGCCACCAGCAACAACACCAAGCUAGCCGUGCAAGAGCUCAGCCACCGCACCAUCGUGCCGGAGACUGGGAAACCCUGCCCCGCGUGUGUCGCCGGCUACGACGCCAUGUCGACAUCGCCGCAGCAUGGCCAGUGGCUACGCGCGGCGGUCCUUGGCGCGAGCGACGGCCUGGUCUCCACCGCGGCGCUCAUGCUUGGCAUCGGCGCGGCGCGGCCUGCUGACCCGCGGGCAGCCCUACUAUCGGGCGUGGCAGGCCUCGUCGCCGGCGCGUGCAGCAUGGCCAUCGGCGAGUAUGUGUCGGUCCACGCGCAGCUCGACGUGGAGCUGGCCGGGCUCAAGCAGGUCGAGGAGGCCCGCGGGUCAUCCAUGGACCGGGCUGGACUGCCAAGCCCAAGCCAGGCGGCGGCGGCCUCCGCAAUGUCGUUUGCAGUUGGGGCUGCCAUCCCGCUGCUCGUGGCAUGGUUUGUGGCGAGCUACAAGGUGCGGGUGGUGGUGGUAGUGGUGACCGCGACUCUGACGCUGGCAGUGUUUGGCACCCUCGGGGCGGUGAAGGGCCAGGCUCCAGGAGGGCGGGCUGGACUGAGGGCCGCGAUGGGAGGAUUGGUGGCCAUGGGGAUCACUUACGGUCUCAUGAAGCUGUUCCGGACCCAUUCAGUAUGA